AUCAAAAACUUGUGUUGCACAGUCCAUUUCUACACCUCUGUUAAUUUCUUUCGGGAGGUUGCCUCGUCCCUCAUACCAGUUGUUACUGUGCCGCCGUCUCCGGUCAUCAUGGCGGAGCACCAGUCACCAGCCACCACUGUGACACCAUAAAACCAGUCCAGGUUCUUGAUCAAAAGAACCUAACAUUUGGUCCGACCUGCUGGAUCAAGAAGGGGAAGAAUCAGCUAUGGGUAGCCACACGGAGGGAAGAUUAGACAAUCUUGAGAUUACGGUGGAGGGGAUUAAGGAGGAGACGGCUGGAAUCCGACGCGACCUACAUCAAAUGAUGAGGUUGAUGGGUGAAGGUCAGAAUAAUCAGGGGGUGGUUCUGAGGGGAGUAGCAGCUCUGUGAAUGAUAACCCCGAAAGAGGCGACAAUGGGGGAAUACCACAGAUUUUGCGGAAAAGGGUGGAAUUGCCAUCGUUUGAAGGGGUGGAGCCGCAUAGUUGGAUUAACAGAGCGGAACGGUUCUUUGACGUCCAGAAGGUGGCUGAGGAGGAUAAGGUUGAACUUGCCUACAUUAGCAUGGAAGGGAGCGCGAGUUAUUGGUUCAAAUAUUGGAAAGAAAAAACCAAGAACCGUUCUUGGUCGGGCUUGAAGGCUGGUUUGAUUAAUCGCUUCGGAGGUGGUUUCAGGGGGACCGUAUACGAACAGAUCGCAACGCUGCGACAAGAUGGGACGGUGGACGAAUUUGUGAGGAGUUUUGAGAUACUUUUGGGUCUGGGCUAUCGGAGGAGCUGAUAUUGGGAUUCUUCCUAGCUGGGUUACGAGAAGAGAUUAAAGGCAAAGUACGAAUCCAAGAUCCUCAGAAGUUGAGGGUGGCCAUGCACGUCGGAGGACGCGAUUUUUCGCUCGAAGGGAUGCAACGGGAAUGGGUUCAAGAUUAACCAGCCUGGAUCACGAUUGAUGGGGGCAGUGGUGCGAUCCGAGCCUACUAGACCCACGACGAACCAGCACGGAGGAGCGGAGAGUGUGGUGUCGAUACUGCAAGAAGUAGUCGCAACCAAACCAGCGGCAAGGAUAAACACUGUGGGGGGAAGCGAUAACAGAGGGAGAACGACAAGGAUAAACCUUCCUUACCCAGAAGUCCUUAAGAGGAGAGAAGAGGGCCGCUGUCUCCGUUGUGGAGGUCCGUUCGCUCCUGGCCACCAUUGCUCGGAGAGAAGUUUGGGCGUCCUACUGCUGACGGAGGACGAGGAGGAAGCUGUGAAUGACGAAGUGGGGAACUCGAGUUGAAAACCAUGGAACUGUCUGCAUGUUCAAUGGAAGGGAUGACACCACCCAAAACGAUGAAGCUAGUGGGAUGGGUCGGAGGAAGAAGAGUGGUGGCGCUCAUUGAUAGUGGCGCCAGCCAUAAUUUCAUCAGCAAGGAUUUGGCCGAGGACGUGAAGCUACCUGUGAUAGAGACGUCGAGCUUGGGGGAUGGACCGAAGAAGGUUACUCAGGGACCGUGCGAUAAGAUUCAGCUUAGUUUGGGGAAAGCUACGGUGCUGGAGGAUUUUUACUUGUUCGAUUUAGAUGGAGUUGAUAUCAUUUUGGAUACAGCCUGGUUGGCUAAAUUGGGAGAGGUGGUUAUUAACUUGACGGAAAUAACCACGAGUUAUUAUUUAGCGGGCAAAAUGGUGAAAGUGAGAGGAGACCAUGCAUUGUCCAGAAAAUUGGUGGAGCCAAAAACUCUCUUGGCAAAUUCUGAAACGUGGACUUUGUUGUGGGAUUUAGACUUAGUGGAGAAGCAUGCGCACAGUGAGUGGCCUGAUGAUUUGGUGGAACGGUGAGUGGGAUGGGGAUGUGAUGGAGGCGCAGAAAGCUGAAUUAGAAGCAGUGCUGCAGCCGCACUAACGGGUAUUUCAAGAGAUACCCGGAUUGCCUCUGCCACCUAAUAAAUAACACCGUAUCCCACUUAAGAAAGGGUGGAUCCUAUAAAUGUGUCACCAUACUCGUAUCCUCAUCUUUUGAAGGGAGAUUGAAGGGCAAGCAGCGGACUUGGGAAGACAGGAAACUCAACCUUGAGGACAAGGUUGUUGAAGGAGAGGGAGUAUUGAUAGGAGUUUGUCUUGACAGUUAGGAAAAGUGGGUAAGGGGUUGUAUAAAAGGGGAUUGGGUUUAAUUGUUAGAGUGAGUUUUUGAAGUCUUAUUGAUUGUGCGGGNACUCUUNGAGUUCU
Vigna radiata var. radiata (mung bean) is the source of this 2201-nucleotide messenger RNA. RefSeq lists its product as uncharacterized. The transcript has 2 exons. Bases 1281 to 1814 code for a protein of 177 amino acids. Lineage: Eukaryota; Viridiplantae; Streptophyta; Magnoliopsida; Fabales; Fabaceae. The record is from RefSeq and is a predicted model, not a curated record.